AUGGUUUCGUUUACUGUUUGUAGUAUUCACUAACUAGGUCUUUGAAACUGAAGCACCGGAGCACUUAACACCACACCGGGGGUAUCGACUUGGGUGGAAUGAAAUAUGUCACUAAUGUGAGGGUAUUUUUUCUAGUUUGUAGAGAUGAUCUACGAGCUACAAGGUACGAAUAUCGAUUGGGAGUACAAGGCGCUACGUUCCAGGCGUCACAGUUUAACAAGUGCUGAAGGAGUUCGUUGGCCUAGAGGUCUUGCACUUGGAGGAUCUGGAACGAUUGGAAUGAUGAAGUAUGAACGUGGGAAUCGAAGAAAUUACGAAGUCUGGAAACAGCUUGGGAACAAAGGAUGGGGCUGGAAAGAUGUAGCACCGUAUUUUAAAAAAUCAAUUAGGCGAUCUACAACUGGAUUCCUAAAUGUCGACAACUAUGAAGCUCGAGAUCCUAUAAACGGGUUGAUGAUAGCAGCGGCUGAAGAAGUAGGGUUUGAACAUUUGAAUAAUUUGAAUGCAGCGCAAAAUUUAGGAAUAGGAUGGACCAAGUUUAUGGUUGAAAAUGGCACUCGUUGCAGUCCCGCUAAAGCAUUUCUUAAUCCAGUAGGUCAUCGGAAUAACUUGCACGUAAUAAAACAUGCUUUCGCCACUUCGAUCUCCUUCAUGAAAGACGACGGUCCCACCGCACAAGGAGUAAACUUCAUACUGAGGAAUAAGCAUAACUUGCGAGCAAUAGCUAGAAGAGAGAUAGUUCUGUCGGCAGGUGCAGUGAAUACUCCCAAAUUACUGUUGCUUUCCGGAAUCGGACGAAUGGCGGAUUUAGCGCCAUUGAAUAUAAUUCAGCGAGCUGAGCUUAGCGUAGGAUACAAUUUACAGGACCAUGUUGCCAUUCCACUUUUCUACAAAUUCCGAAAAUCGUCCAAAAGAACCGUCAAUCUCAACUUGGAAAAGGUGCUGAAUCUUUUCAACUUUUCGCUGAAAAAUCGUACCCAACAGUUGACAAAUCAUCAUAUGGGAGGUCUCACGCUGAAUAUCAAUACAUUGAACGCAUCAGAAUCGUUUCCCGAUGCACAAGUGACGUAUCAACUGUUCAAAAAAGGCGGAUUUACUUCGUCUACUGUCUUGCGAAAAAUAGGCUACGAUUUGCAACUGGUGAGAUCAGUACAUCAAGCCGAGCUGGAGGCUGACGUCGUAAUGGCAAUGGUUAGCAUCCUCGAACCUAGAUCAAGAGGAACGAUUAAAAUAGUCGCCGCCGAUCCGUACAGAGAUCCCGCAAUAAAGACGGCGUACUUUAGCGACUAUGAUGAUCUGAAAACGAUGAUCCGUGCAAUUAGAAUACACCAGCAAAUGCUCACUACAAACGCAUUUCUCAACAACGGCGCUCAGCUUCAUCGAGUGAACAUUCCAGCUUGCGCAUUCAUUCUGCACGAUUCCGACGAAUACUGGGAGUGCUACAUUCGGCACUUAUCCACUAGCAUGUAUCAUCCAGCGGGAACAGCCAAAAUGGGACCUGACGACGAACCGGAUGCUGUGGUGGAUGAGAGAUUGCGAGUUAGAAACGUGCGAAAUUUACGAAUUGUGGAUGCGAGUAUAAUGCCCGAAAUUGUCAGUGCUGGUUUAAUGGCGCCAACGAUAAUGAUUGGCGAAAAAGGAGCCGACAUGUUGAAGGAGGACAACUUGGAGUGAGCGCAGUACGUGAGGCAGUUUGAAACAUUGCACACUCAAGAGCACACUAGUUUAAUUCCGACCAUGGGUGGCAGCAAACAUGGAGCACUUUAUAGCAAAUACUGCAUUUGAAAACGCACCUAAUCAUUGGAAAAUCGUUGUAGAUUGUCGGAUUAGGG
This is a messenger RNA of Aedes albopictus (Asian tiger mosquito), 1832 nucleotides long. RefSeq names its product glucose dehydrogenase [FAD, quinone]-like. The record is from RefSeq and is a predicted model, not a curated record. The transcript has a single exon. Lineage: Eukaryota; Metazoa; Arthropoda; Insecta; Diptera; Culicidae. The coding region runs from base 145 to 1674 and encodes 509 amino acids. Gene Ontology annotation, molecular function: flavin adenine dinucleotide binding; oxidoreductase activity, acting on CH-OH group of donors.